Molecule: messenger RNA, 1318 nt
Organism: Agrilus planipennis (emerald ash borer)
Lineage: Eukaryota; Metazoa; Arthropoda; Insecta; Coleoptera; Buprestidae
Exons: 3
Coding region: 276-1259 (327 amino acids)
Molecular function (GO): protein binding
Source: RefSeq, a predicted model, not a curated record
GAGAUAUAUUUGAUUUUAUGUGCAAUGGAUUCUAUCCUAAGCAAUGCCUGAGCAAAUUACAGCAAAUGAACAACGUGGAACAUAGAUAGGUGUAUGAUUUCCAAACUCAUCCAGUCCAGAACCCAAAUCCAAAUAAUUUCCAAAUUGCUUUACCGUUAGGAGAAAAAUUGUGUUAAACAUGAGGUGGUUGUUUGUAAACAAUAAUUAUUGUUAAGGAAUGUCUAAAUUUGGAGCAUCAAAUAUACAAUAUUUAAACUGGAAAAUUUAAAUAGCUUAUGGGUUUAAUAGAAGAUGAAUUAUCAGAAGUCAGAAAACUUUGCGAGCAUACCAUCCAGGGUUGCAAGCUUGUAUCAUGUGUGCAGUCCAUGAUCCGAGCAGAGAUACAACGAACAAAUUUUAAAAAAAUCGUUAUAUGCAUACAAUACCCCAAGGAUUACCCUAAUUAUCCUUUACUUAUUGAAUUAAAAAGUAAAACUUUUUCUGAAAAGCUCCUAGCUGGCCUUACUACAGUUGUUGAACAAGAAGCUAAAAAGUAUCUGGGGAAACCCCAAGUUCUUAAAGUUCUACAGUUUGUAAAAGCAUUCAUCGAUGAACAUCCAUUAGCUUGUUGCUAUGAUGAAAUAAAUAAUUUAAAGAAGAAUUUGAAUGGCAGUCAAGAUGAACUAAAACUAAAACAAAAAACAUCAUGUCUAUAUCUUAAAGUUUUCAAUGAGUGUUACUAUUUAACCAGUAAAGUUGUGAUACCAGAUCAAUAUCCAGAUGUGGUCAUAAAGUUUGAAGAUAUUCAGAGUAAUUUUUCAUCUACAUUCAAUCGUCACAUAAUUGCACAAGUAAAAGAGAUUGUUCGUAGAUGUGUGGAGCCUCCUUUAAGGAAACCUAAACCUAAUGAACCUCUAUUUAAACCUAAACCUUCAUUAGAGAAAGCAGUUUUUUUUUUAAUUGACUGUAUUAAGAGACUUCCUAAGGAAAAUUGCCAGUUUUGUAAAACUAAAUGUUUUCCAGAUGAUCCUAGUUUGGUUGUUUUGGAUGAGAAUUCGCCAGAUCAUAUCGAAAGGGUUUACUGUGGUCACUUAUACCAUCAAUCAUGUUUGUUUCAAUAUCUAAAGACACCUCCUUUUGGAAACAAAAGAUGCCAAACCUGUGGUCAGAAAAUCUGUCAUCCUAAAUGGUCACUCUCAGAUAAGUUAGCAGAAGACAGAUGGGCCCAUGAACAAGCUAGAGAACGUGAGCUGGCUGAAGUAGAAGAAUUUUUCAAAUAAAAAGAAAAUUUUCUGUAAACAUUAUUUUAACUAAAAUAAUUUUAGAAAAUGUUAGUAGU